Messenger RNA from Schizosaccharomyces japonicus yFS275, 670 nucleotides. Its product is annotated as 60S ribosomal protein L12. Gene Ontology annotation, biological process: translation. Lineage: Eukaryota; Fungi; Ascomycota; Schizosaccharomycetes; Schizosaccharomycetales; Schizosaccharomycetaceae. Gene Ontology annotation, molecular function: structural constituent of ribosome. The record is from RefSeq and is a predicted model, not a curated record. The transcript has 2 exons. Gene Ontology annotation, cellular component: ribosome. Bases 34 to 531 code for a protein of 165 amino acids.
ACCCUACCAACUCUUUGUACCACACAGAGCAAGAUGCCUCCUAAGUUCGAUCCCAAUGAAGUGAAGAUUCUCCUUAUGAGAGCCGUUGGUGGCGAAGUUGCCGGUGGUUCUACCCUUGCUCCCAAAAUCGGUCCCUUGGGUCUGUCUCCCAAGAAGGUCGGUGAGGACAUUGCCAAGGCCACCAAGGACUGGAAGGGUCUCCGUGUCACCGUCAAGUUGACCAUCCAGAACCGUCAAGCCACCGUUUCUGUGGUUCCUGCUGCUUCUUCCUUGGUCAUCAAGGCUCUUAAGGAGCCUGCCCGUGACCGUAAGAAGGACAAGAACAUCAUUCACUCUGGCAACCUCUCCCUCGAUGAGGUCAUUGAGAUCGCUCGUACUAUGCGUUUCAAGUCUCUUGCCAAGGAGCUCUCCGGUACCGUCAAGGAGAUUUUGGGCACUUGCUUCUCUGUCGGCUGCACCGUCGACGGCAAGAACCCCCACGACUUGCAAAAGGAGAUCGACGCCGGUGAAGUUGAGAUCCCCCAGGAGUAAAAAAGUCAAGCGUGUUGUUAAGAAAUAUUAAUAUUCGCCGUUGGUACAAUAUGCAGGUUGGGUACAGCGUGCUUCUGGACUUGUUUAGCUGUAGGUGAGAGUCGUUGUAAAUAUACUAUAUGCUGUGUUUCACGUGUUG